AGGCUCCCUAAAGCACGGGUCGGAGCCGGGCGCGGAGGACACAUCUGCGGAAGGUGGAGGCGCAUUCCUAGACGGGCAAGGCCACCCGUUGUGAAGGGCCAGGUGCAGAACCCUCCAUCAGCCGCGGGCGGAGAAGGCUUAGCUCUGCCCUCCGGGAGGGGCUGGGCCUCGCACCCCACCCCGCCCGCAGCCGCAGGGAGCCCCGGGCGCCCCACUCGGCCCGGAGCCCUGCGGUAUCUGUGAGCGCACGGUCAGCUCUGCGCCCCUGGGAUCGAGUCGGGGAGGAGCUGCGGCCUCGAUGCACUAGGUCCCUGCCCCCACCGUCCGCCGCCACCAGGCGACAGAGCGACGAGGGACCGCCCCCUGCCCCGCACCGCACUUUAAAGGCCAGCCCCGCGGCAUUGGCGAGAGGCGCGGAGACCGGCGAGACGGAGGCCCGGGCCGGCGCCCCGACGGCCGGCCGGAGCAGCCCCAUGGCGGAGCACGUGGCCCUAGUGAUUGGAGGCAUUAUUGGGGGGCUGCUGCUGCUGCUGCUGUUGAUCGGGGUGAGCUGCUGGCUCUGGAAGAGACUUUGUGCCACGUCCACCUACGAGGAGCUGCCAGGGACCACAGCUGCCUCCAGCGUACAGGGGGACAAGCUCUGCCCGCCGCAUGCCAGGACCCAGACAAGCAGGCCACCUGGUAUGCCAUUCGUGGUUCCCCCUUCCGUCCAAGGCCGAGACUGGGUGCCCUUGCACCGCAGAGAGUGGGCUCAGGCCCCACGGGACCUCUGCCCAGCCCCGGAGCUCCUGCCCCACACCACCGGCAGCAAUCCUGGAGACGCGUGCGUGGUGGGGACCAUCAACCCAGAGCUGUACAAGUUCCCCGAGGACCAGAGUGAGAGCCACUUCCCUGAGGGCUGCCUGGGGCGGCUGUGGUUCUCCGUGGAAUACCAACAGGAGGCCGAGCGGCUGCUGGUGGGCCUGAUCAAGGCGCAGGGGCUGCGAGCCCCCUCAGAGACCUGCAGCCCCCUGGUGAAGCUGCAUCUGCUCCCUGAUGAGCGGCGCUUCCUCCAGUCCAGGGCCAAACGCAAAACCGCCAGCCCGCAGUUUGAUGAGCACUUUGUCUUCCAGGUGUCCAGCAGGAGCAUCACCCAGAGGGUGUUGAGGUUCUCGGUGUACCACGUGGACAAACAGAAGAAGCACCAGCUCCUGGGCCAAGUGCUCUUCCCCCUGAAGAACGAAACCCUGCUCGGUGACUGCCGGCACGUCAUCUGGAGGGACCUGGAGGCCGAGAGCCUGGAGCCUCCCUCGGAGUUUGGCGACCUCCAGUUCUGCCUCAGCUACAACGACCGCCUGAACCGCCUCACCGUGGUUGUGCUGCGAGCCAAGGGCCUCCAGCUCCAGGAGGAUGCGAGUUGUCUCAGUGUGUUUGUCAAAGUGUCCCUGAUGAACCACAACAAGUUUGUCAAGUGCAGGAAGACUUCUGCUGUGCUGGGCUCCACCAACCCCGUGUACAGCGAGACCUUCAGCUUCAAGGUCGACCCCGCCGAGCUGGACACGGCCAGCCUCAGCCUGACAGUGCUGCAGAACGCCGGAGGGGACAAGAGCUGCGAGCUGGGCCGGGUGGUGGUGGGCCCCUACAUGUACACCCGCGGCAAAGAGCUGGCGCACUGGGACGAGAUGCUCGGCAAGCCCAGGGAGCUGGUGAAGCGCUGGCACGCACUUUGCCACACCACUGAGCCCUGACUCAGGAGCCGACUUUCCCCAUGGUCAUGCACAACAGCCACAGGCCUGGACGUUCAUCCGGCGCCUCACUGGGCUGUGGGGCCAGCCUGAGCCAGGGGAACAUGAGUGCUGAUGUGCAGGGAAGAAGAGGGCACAGUGGAGCCCCAGCCCGGGGCAGCAGUGUGGCCGGUUACACUGCGCCAGCCUGGGAGACUGAUUCAUCCUUCUGUACCCAUGGAGCUGCCUGAACAUAGAAUCCUGGCUCCCAGUCAUCACAGUCCCAUUUGGACCGGAAUCUCAGGCCUUCGGAAGAAAGACUCUGUUUAGUGAAAGCACAGCCAUGCGUGUUGGACGAAAGCGCAGGGCAGACUUGGGUUCCAGCAUCUUGGGAAGCUGAUGAUGUGUUGAUGCUAAACCUGCACUGCUUUUCAGCUGUGGUUUCUCUGCCUUCUGCCCAGCAGAGAAAACAAACUGCUCUGGGGGAGAUGAUGGUGGAGGGGGGAUGCCCACAGCGCUCAUUUCCACACUAAAUAAGUUGGUCCACAAUAAAUAGCACAGUCUGAGAGCUGGGUUCGCGUGUAGGUGUGGAGCAGUCCCGGCAGGCCUGGGCAGCACAGCGUGCCCACCGCUCAGGAGCGAAAGCUGCGAGGAUGGAGACUCGCUGGCUUCAGGACCUGUGGGAGAAUGCUGUGAGCAGCCCAGGUACCAAGCGGGGGACAGGUUCUGGGCAUCCGCUCCUGUGCCAGGUGAGGAGGGCUCACCUGUGUUUAGGUCCCUCCCCGGGUGUAUGUCCACUCCCACCCCACGUCAUAUCAAGUCUUGCCCGCGGCGCGUCCUCCCCAGAGACCACAUCCUCACAGCCUGGUCUUACAGGUGCGCUGCUGCUGGUUCCUGUGGUCUCCCUGGUUAGCUGCAUCCAGCCCCUGGGACUCUCACUUUGGACAGGAAAUGGUGAAUGCACGUAGCCAAAGCAUAACCCACGGGGCUGAGGGCUUUUCUGGACUAGCUCUCUAGCAAUUCCACUAGGAUUAUUGUGUGUGGUAGGUGUCGGAGUAGAAUUCAUCGAGGUGGCAGUUGCCACAAAUCGCCAUCAUCAGCUCCCCAUGGAGCUGUACUCGAGGUAGUGAGCAGUCAUCAUACUUGUCAUCGUUACUUAACAGGGAGUUUGUAUUUUCACUCUAAUGCUGUUGAACUUGCAGAGUCAAUACAUCGUUAUUGUGUAACUAGAACAAAACCUUAAA
This is a messenger RNA of Equus caballus (horse), 2947 nucleotides long. It is a transcript of the gene SYT15, whose product is annotated as synaptotagmin-15. The record is from RefSeq and is a predicted model, not a curated record. Gene Ontology annotation, cellular component: exocytic vesicle; plasma membrane. Gene Ontology annotation, biological process: regulation of dopamine secretion; cellular response to calcium ion; regulation of calcium ion-dependent exocytosis. NCBI's taxonomy places the organism in Eukaryota, Metazoa, Chordata, Mammalia, Perissodactyla, Equidae. Gene Ontology annotation, molecular function: calcium-dependent phospholipid binding; syntaxin binding; calcium ion binding.